AUGCUCCCACACCCAUCUGAUGGAGAAGAGACCGAGGAUUCAUCUACUGCACCUCUCAUGUGUGAGGAGGUGUUGGAGGAUGAAAGUGCCUUUGCCAUGCCUGAGGGAGAAGGACCCGGGGACAACGCAGCAUCUGACCCAGUACAGAGACUGUCUACUCACCCGAUAGACCACACCGAGGCGACCCCGCGCAGAGCUCAGCGGCCUUUAGACGACUCACCUGGACACUGGACGGUGGACGACGGCACUCACUACAUGAGCCAAGUCUGA
Molecule: messenger RNA, 270 nt
Organism: Knipowitschia caucasica
Lineage: Eukaryota; Metazoa; Chordata; Actinopteri; Gobiiformes; Gobiidae
Source: the annotation of a GenBank genome assembly